AUGGUCCAGGUAUAUCGUAAAACUCAUUCUUACCCCGACCCACCUCCUACACCCUUACUAGCGUUCUUCCUCCGCUAUCCCAACCCAUUCGCUCGACAUGUCUUAUCAGUAGAUGUCCUCUCUCGAACUGUCAACCCCUCGACUGGACAGGUACAUACCACGAGAUUGAUAUUGAAAAGAGGUAUAUUACCGAAAUGGGCUACUAGGUGGUUACCUAAUGCUGGACUUUCAGGUGGGAGGGGGUUGGACGCUUGGAUUUUGGAAGAAAGUAUUGUAGAUCCCCCCGAAUGGGGUGAAAGUGGUAGAGACGAAGACAAUUCGGAGCUGGAGUACAGGAGACAACCUAGAUUGAGGGUACAACAGGGGAAUUUGAAUCACAAGAAGUUGAUGCAUGUGAUUGAAGGUGGGGAGAUCAGAGCGGGACCGAAUGGAACAACACUACAUCAUACUACAGCAGAAGUCAGGUCGAGCUUUGGUGGAGCAUGGUCAAAUCUGAUAAGGCAGAGGAUAGAACAGUAUGGAGUAGGGAAAUUCGAGACGAAUUCGGAAACUUCCCGCAAAGGGAUGUCCCUAAUCCUCACACUCCUCCGUACGCGCCAUCCACUCCCCGAAACAGCAGAGUUCGAGUUCUACCCACCUCCCCCACCGGGAUUUAACGAUUCAUGGUCUGAUAUUCCUGAAGCUGCCAGUAGGGACAAGGCCAAAGAAGGUUCUCCAAGGAGUUUUUUCUUGUCGCCUGGUAGUUUGGGUGCAUGGGUGAGGAGUAGGAGGGAUAAUGGGAAUGGAAACGGGCAAUCUGGUGAUACGAAAAAUCCACCAUAG
Kwoniella mangroviensis CBS 8507 is the source of this 822-nucleotide messenger RNA. RefSeq lists its product as uncharacterized. Gene Ontology annotation, molecular function: phosphatidic acid transfer activity. Bases 1 to 822 code for a protein of 273 amino acids. NCBI's taxonomy places the organism in Eukaryota, Fungi, Basidiomycota, Tremellomycetes, Tremellales, Cryptococcaceae. The record is from RefSeq and is a predicted model, not a curated record. Gene Ontology annotation, biological process: phospholipid transport. Gene Ontology annotation, cellular component: mitochondrial intermembrane space. The transcript has 5 exons.